Chaetura pelagica (chimney swift) is the source of this 9117-nucleotide messenger RNA. It is a transcript of the gene MUC2, whose product is annotated as mucin 2, oligomeric mucus/gel-forming. Gene Ontology annotation, molecular function: protein binding. The coding region runs from base 1 to 9117 and encodes 3038 amino acids. The transcript has 52 exons. The record is from RefSeq and is a predicted model, not a curated record. NCBI's taxonomy places the organism in Eukaryota, Metazoa, Chordata, Aves, Apodiformes, Apodidae. Gene Ontology annotation, cellular component: extracellular matrix.
AUGGGGCUAAGAGCUGCCAGCCUUUUGGUACUCUGGCUGGCUCUUUCCCAUGCGAACGAAAUAAGAAAAGGAAGGACAAGAAACCAUGGCCACUAUGUCUGCAGCACUUGGGGAAACAACCAUUUCAAAACUUUUGAUGGAGACAUCUACCAAUUCCCUGGCAUUUGCGAGUAUAAUUUUGCUUCUGACUGCCGAGACUCUUACAAGGAGUUCUCUGUCCACAUUCAGCGUGCUCUGAACAACAACAACCACCCAGAGAUCCAGUAUAUUCUAAUAACAAUCAAGGAUUUCACGGUGUACCUGAGACCAAAAGUGGCAGUGGUGGAUGGACGAAUUGUGAAGACACCUUACUACAGCUCUGGUCUGCUCAUUGAAAGCAAUGACAUUUAUACCAAAGUUUAUGCCAAAUUAGGCAUGAUUCUGAUAUGGAAUCACGAAGAUGCGCUGAUGGUUGAGCUGGACAGCAAAUUUAAUAAUCAUACAUGUGGUCUCUGUGGGGAUUACAAUGGAGUUCCAAUCUACAAUGAGUUUAUUGAUGGAGUUACAAGCUACAAUUCAAUCACAUAUGGGAAUUUACAGAAGAUUAACAAACCUGGUGAGAAAUGUGAAGAUCCUGAUGAAACCCAGGCUCUCCCAAGCUGUAAUGAACAUCGUGAUGAGUGUGAGAAGUUGCUGACUUCCUCUGCAUUUGCUGACUGUCGGUUACGUCUGAAUUUGGAAAUGUACAUCCAAGCCUGCAUGCAGGACAAGUGUGCCUGUGCUGGGAAGGAGGACUCCUUCUGCCUCUGCAGCACCAUCUCUGAGUAUUCUCGCCAGUGCUCGCAUGCGGGUGGCCGGCCGGGUGAAUGGAGGACACAGGACUUUUGCCCCAAGACUUGUCCUGCUACCAUGGUAUAUAAGGAAAGCAGCUCACCCUGCAUGGACACUUGCUCACACUUGGAGAUCAGCAGCCUUUGUGAGGAGCACCACAUGGAUGGUUGUUUCUGCCCUGAAGGAACUGUGUACGAUGAUAUUACUGAAAAAGGCUGCAUACCUGUUAGCCAGUGCCACUGCAAACUCCAUGGAAAGGAGUAUUCACCUGGAGAAAGGAUUACCAAUGAAUGUGAAGAAUGCACCUGUGAUUCAGGCAAAUGGACAUGCAAAGAUUUACCCUGUCCAGGCACAUGUUCAGUGGAAGGAGGUUCCCAUAUUACAACCUUUGAUGGGAAGAAAUAUACAUUUCAUGGAGACUGCUACUAUGUGGUGGCCAAGGGUACUGUAAAUGACAGUCAUGCUCUCCUGGCAGAGCUGGCUCCCUGUGGCUCCACACACAGGCAGACCUGUUUGAAGACUGUUGUGCUGCUAGUAGAUCACAAAAAGAAUGUGGUGGUUUUCAGAUCAGAUGGCAGUGUGCUACUGAAUGAGAUGACAGUGAAUGUGCCUCAUGUGUCAGCCAGCUUCUCCGUAUUCAAGCCAUCUUCUUCCUACUUUGUUGUACAAACUUCUUUUGGGCUUCAGCUGCAGAUCCAGUUGUUUCCAGUCAUGCAGCUGUUUGUGACUGUGGAUCAAUCAAUUAAAGGAAAACUUCAAGGCCUUUGUGGAAACUUUAAUGGAAAGGAAGGUGAUGACUUUAAAACAACCAGUGGGCUGGUAGAAGCUACAGGAUCUGCCUUUGCUAAUUUAUGGAAAGCUCAGUCCACUUGUACAGACCAGGCAGAAAACAUGGAAGAUCCCUGCAGUCUCAGCAUUGAAAGUGCAAAUUAUGCUGAACAUUGGUGCUCUUUGCUGAAGAACUCAGAGGGUCCUUUUGCAAGAUGUCACUCGGUCAUUGAUCCUUCAGAAUACUAUAAGAAAUGUAAAUAUGACACCUGUCUCUGUGAAGACAGUGAAGAAUGCUUGUGUGCUGCCCUCUCAUCUUACUCAAGGGCCUGUGCUUUCAAAGGAAUUAUUCUGGGAGGCUGGAGAAAAAGUGUUUGCAGUAAUGAAGUGUCUGCCUGUCCUGGAAAUCAAAUCUUCCUUUACAAUCUUACAAUGUGCCAGCAAACCUGUCGUUCUUUUGCUGAUGCUGAAAAGCAUUGCAUGCAAGACUUUGCUCCUGUGGAUGGCUGUGGCUGCCCGUAUAACACAUACUUGGAUAAUCAAGAUAACUGUGUGCCCAUCUCUAAAUGCCCAUGUUAUUACAAGGGAUCAUACCUGGAACCAGGAGAAUAUGUAAUAAAAGAUGGAGAACGUUGUGUUUGCCGAAAUGCAAAGGUGCAGUGUACUUCCGUGAAAAUAAGAAUGAAAAGUGCAACAACAGAAUGUUCUUCUAACAAGAUCUACUUUGACUGCAAUGCAUCCCCAACGUGGACUUCGCAAACACCUGUACAACUUAGCUGUCAUACUCCUCAAACUGAUCAUUUCCAGGCAGAGUGUGUCUCAGGCUGUGUGUGUCCUGAAGGUCUGUUUGAUGAUGGGAAAGGGGGCUGUGUUGAGGAGAGGGACUGCCCAUGCAUUCAUAACAACCAGUGGUAUUCUCCUGGACAGAAGAUAACAGUGGACUGCAACACCUGUACUUGCCAAAAAGGGGUUUGGAGCUGCACUGAACAUGUGUGCUAUGGAACCUGUACAAUAUAUGGAAGUGGCCAUUAUAUAACCUUUGAUGGAAAAUUCUAUGACUUUGAUGGGAGUUGUGAAUAUGUGGCUACUCAGGAUUUUUGUGGUGACAAAAAGUCCAGUGGCUCGUUCAGUGUUAUCACAGAGAAUGUUCCUUGUGGAACUACAGGAGUAACCUGCUCAAAGGCUAUUAAAAUAUUUCUAGGGAAAACUGAACUGAAAUUGGAGAACAAAGAUUAUAAAGAAAUUCAACGAGAUGUUGGUGAUGAUGUGCGUUAUUGGAACAGGACAGUAGGCCUCUAUCUUGUUAUUGAGGCUAGCAAUGGUGUGAUGCUUAUCUGGGAUAAGAAGACUACUGUUUUCAUCAAGCUGUCCCCUAGUUACAAAGGCAAAGUGUGUGGUCUGUGUGGCAACUUUGAUGACAAGUCUAACAAUGACUUUACACUAAGAAAUGGGCUGCAGGAAACUAAUGCUCUGAAGUUUGGAAAUUCCUGGAAGCAAUCUUCCAUGUGUCCAGAUGUCAGACAAGAGAUUAUGCCCUGUGACAUGAAACCUCAUCGGAAGUCCUGGGCAGAGAAAGAAUGCAGCAUCAUCCGGAGUGAAAUCUUUCACAUUUGUCACUCCAAGGUGGAUCCAACUCCUUUCUAUGAAGCUUGUGUUCAUGAUGCUUGUUCUUGUGAUAGUGGUGGGGAUUGUGAGUGCUUCUGUUCUGCAGUUGCUGCAUAUGCUCAGGAAUGUACCAAGGCUCAGGCCUGCGUUUUCUGGAGAACUCCUGAUAUAUGCCCGAUAUUUUGUGACUACUACAACCCUCGUAAUGAGUGUGACUGGCACUAUGAGCCUUGUGGCAGUAAUGUCAUGACCUGCAGGAUGAUUAAUAAUGUCAGUACCAACUUUUCAGUACCAUACCUAGAAGGUUGCUACCCCAGAUGCCCUGAGGACAAGCCUAUUUAUAAUGAAGAGACAAAGGAAUGUGUGACUGAAGAUAAAUGUUGGUGUUACAUCAAUGGAACUUCUGUUCCCCCUGGGAGUGAAAUACCCACAGAAGAGAACUGUACAAAAUGUGUCUGUGAACCCUCAGGAUCCAUAAACUGUACACCAGUCCCAGGAUGUCCUUGUGUCAUCAAUGGAACAAGUUAUGAAGUGGGUGACAUCGUGGCACAAAUACAGGAUGGCGACAUAUGUAAAACAUAUAUUUGUGCAGAAAAUGGUUCUAUAAUUCCUGGAGAUACUUAUCUUUGUCCAACAUCUGCUUCACCUACAACCCUUUCAACCUUUUCUCCUACCAGUACUCUUACAGUCACAGUUACCACUACAAGCCCUCCAGUAACUACAACUCCAUGCUUUGGAUUAAUCUGUAAUUGGACUGAGUGGUUUGAUGUUAGUAAACCUGAAGAAGAUGGUGGUGACUAUGAAACCUAUGAUGCAAUAAGAAAAGAACAUGGAAACAAAAUAUGUGAAGCUCCUGAAAAAAUUGAAUGCAGGGCUAAAGAUAUACCAAACAUGAGUUUAGAGGAACUUGGCCAGAAAGUAGAGUGUAAUGUAACAUAUGGACUAAUCUGUAAAAAUGAGGAGCAAGAUCCAAAUAUGUGGCAACUUUGUUAUAAUUAUGAAAUCAGGGUAAACUGUUGUGAGUGGCGUGAAAUUCCUUGUGAACCUCCAUAUACACCGAGUUCAACACCAAUUACAACUUCAGUCACAACGAGCACAACAGUACCCACCACCACUACAACCAGGAAGCCAGCAAUUACCACCACAACCAUGCCCACUCCAACCACCACAAGCGAAUUCACACCACCAGUCGCCACCCCAGAGAAACAAAGGGCUGUUGUCUGCCGAAGGCAUGUCAUCUCCAUAGCAGACACUGAGCUGAUAGGAAAUUUUACUUAUGAUGGUUUGGAGUUCUAUCCUUCUGCUGGAGAGAAGGUUCCCAGAAGGACCCAUUCUACAGGAUCAGAGUACACCACCGUCCACAACAACUACAGUGUCUCCUCCACCUGUGCAAACAACCACUGCCCAGCCAACACCAACAAAGACUCCCAGCAGCCCCAGCACCAUGCCUCCUGGCGGCCAAACCACAACGCCUCACCUUGUGACUGCAUCUGGACAGACUGGAUUGAUGUGAGUUACCCAGACAGUUCUGACAGAAACAGUGGUGACUACGAAACCUUUGAGAAUAUUAAGAAGAGCAACUCCUCCUGGCUCUGUGACAGAAUUGAGAAUAUUUCGUGCAGAGCAACAAAAUUCCCUGACAUUCCCAUUGCAGAGUUAGGGCAGAAGGUGGAAUGCAGUGUAAACACAGGGCUCAUCUGUAACAACAGAGAUCAGCAGAUAGGAGGCAUAAUACCAAUGCCGGUCUGCCUCAACUACGAGAUCAGUGUCUGCUGUGUCCCCAACAGACCAGAGUGUAUUCCCACACCCAGCAGCACCACCACCACCACAACCACAACUUCUACCAGCAUCUCCACCACCACCACAGUGCCCCCUGAGACCACCCUGGAGACAACAGUGGGCACAGCACCACCCACCACAACCUCUGAAAGCACAUCCACGCCCACGCCAACCUACUCCACAUCACCUUCAGCCCCACCAUCACCCACUACGACCACAGUGUCCUCUCCACCUGAAUCAACCACGACUGUCUCGCCAACACCAACAAAGACUCCCAGCAGCCCCAGCACCAUGCCUCCUGGCGGCCACACCACAACACCUCCUGGCACUAGCACCACCACCACCAUCACCACAGUGCCUCCCAGUAGCACCCUGGAGACAACAGCAACUGGUACAGCACCACCCUCUACAACUACCACAACCACAUCUAUUCCCACGCCAACAUACACAACUGUAUCAGCAACACCAUCAAAGCCUCCCAGCACCGUCACCACAGUGCCUCCCAGCCCAACCACCAGCAGCACCACCAUGAGCACCCAGGAGAGAACAACGACUCUUCCUGGGUCAAUAGCCCCCACUCCAACUACUGAAAAUAUUUUCACAGGUAUAAUCACAAAAACUCAACAGCCUCCAACUUCAGAAGCCAUAGUGGGUACAACAUCUGAAUCAGGAAUACCAACAAAGACGAGUACUACAGUUACUCCUUCAGGUACGCCACUGUCAACAACUAGAACAACAGAAAGUACCACGUCUAUCAUAAGUACUACUAUUCAAGAGUCAACACCAUCAGAAUCAACAAGCACAGGGACAGUCAGCACUCCUGGAAUCACUGAAUCAGGAACGACCACCACCAAAUCCACCACUUCAGGCCCCACACUCUCUCCCCACAGCACCACAAAAGUAACAGAAACACCUACCCAGGAGACCACCACUGUUGCUAGCCCUGGGAGUCCUCUGACGGAAUCAACUACCAUUCCCGUCAGCACCACGAUCUCAAUACCAUCCUCCACAACGUCUACAGCCAGCACUACUGUAUCACCACCAUCAGAAUCAACAAGCACAGGGACAGUCAGCACUCCUGGAGUCACUGAAUCAGGAACAACCACCACCAAAUCCACCACUUCGGGCCCCACACUCUCUCCCCACAGCACCACAAAAGUAACAGAAACACCUACCCAGGAGACCACUACCACUGUGCCUGAGAGCCCUCUGACGGAAUCAACUACCAUCCCCGUCAGCACCACGAUCUCAAUACCAUCCUCCACAACGUCUACAGCCAGCACUACUGUAUCACCACCAUCAGAAUCAACAAGCACAGGGACAGUCAGCACUCCUGGAGUCACUGAAUCAGGAACAACCACCACCAAAUCCACCACUUCGGGCCCCACACUCUCUCCCCACAGCACCACAAAAGUAACGGAAACACCUACCCAGGAGACCACUACCACUGUGCCUGAGAGCCCUCUGACAGAGUCACCUAGCACCCCUGUCAGCACCACGAUCUCAAUACCAUCCUCCACAACGUCUACAGCCAGCACUACUGUAUCACCACCAUCAGAAUCAACCAGCCCUUUGCCAGUUACCACCUCCAGUACAACUCUAACAGAAUCUUUUACCACCACUGCAGGAACAACCUCUAGUAAUUUUACCACAGUCACUGCAACCACCACAACCUCUGAAAUUACUUUAACUACCUCAGCUAGUACUUCUGGGACAACAGCAACAUCAAGUGCAGUCACCACUGCAGGAAGUUCUACGUACAGCACAGUUACUCCAGUCACUGCUUUAAGUUCAACUACAAGUCCACCAUCAACCACUCCUGGAAGAAAUUGUUCUAUUUUACCUAAUGAAUCUUAUGCACCCGGUGAAUCAUGGUGGCUCUGUAACUGCACAAGGGCAAUAUGUAUAGAAGACAACAAAAUCGAGGUGAUUCCCAUAAUCUGUAAUCCACCUCCUAAGCCUACAUGUGCCAAUGGACUUUCUCCUGUGCAAGUCAUUGAUGAGGAUGGAUGCUGUUGGCACUGGGAGUGUGAUUGCUACUGCACUGGCUGGGGAGACCCACACUACAUGACUUUUGAUGGACUGUACUACAGCUAUCAAGGGAAUUGUACAUACGUCCUUGUGGAAGAGAUUCAUAAGACAGUUGAUAACUUUGGUGUCUACAUUGAUAACUACCAUUGUGAUGCAAGGGACGUUGUCUCCUGUCCUCGAACGCUCAUUGUGAGACACGAGACUCAGGAAGUGCGCAUAGCAACAGUAAAACCAAAUACUCUACAAGUAGAGGUGACAGUAAACAAGCAGGCAGUGGCUUUGCCUUACAAAAAAUUUGGUUUGAGUGUUUAUGAGUCAGGCAUAAAUCGUGUCGUGGAAAUUCCUGAACUGAAAAUUAAUGUGACCUACAAUGGCUUAUCCUUUUCUAUCAGAAUGCCCUACAGCCUGUUUGGCAACAACACUCAGGGACAGUGUGGUACUUGCAAUAACAACACAGCAGAUGACUGUAUGUUGCCAAAUGGAAACAUUGCAGAAAACUGUGAAACUAUGGCAGAUCAUUGGCAAGUUGUUGAUCCCUCUAAACCACAGUGCUCUCCAGGCCUAUCUCCUACAAAAGCACCUAGCACAACCCCAACACAGCCUUGCAAAGAAUCUGCCAUCUGUGAGCUUCUUUUGGGAAGUGUGUUCGAGCCAUGCCACAAAUUCGUUCAUCCUGAGAAGUACUAUGCAGCCUGCGUUUUUGAUAGUUGUGUACUUCCCAACUUAGAUCUGGAAUGCUCAAGUCUGCAGAUCUAUGCUGCCACCUGUGCUGAUCAGGGUGUAUGCAUUGACUGGAGAAGUCAUACCAAGGGUGUUUGUACUUAUAAAUGCCCCACAGAUAAAGAAUACAGAGCAUGUGGUCCUGUUAAAGAGAUAACCUGCAAAUCAAGUCACCAAAAUGAAACUUCAACUAAACAAGUGGAAGGCUGUUUCUGUCCUAAUGGGACAAUGCUGUACGACUCUGGUGUGGAUGUCUGCGUGAAAACCUGUGGUUGUGUUGGAGUGGAUAAGAUACCAAGAGAGUUUGGGGAAAAAUUCACAGUUGACUGUCAGGACUGUAUUUGCCUGGAAGGUGGAAUUGGCAUUGUAUGUAAUCCUCAUGAAUGUCCCAAACAAGAUAAGAUCAGUUGUGAUGGAGAAGGCUUCUAUAAGGUCAAUGAAGUCAAUCCUGAAGACUCUUGCUGCCCCAUUGUCACCUGCAAAUGCAAUACAAGCUUGUGCACAACCAAAGCCCCCAAGUGUACACUGGGAUUUGAAGUUCAGUCUCAUAUCCCCAGUGGUCAGUGCUGCCCUGUAUACCAGUGUGUUCCCAAGAGGGUUUGUGUACAUCAGAGUGCUGAGUUCUUGCCUAAUUCCUCAGUCUUCGUUGAUAAGUGUCAGAAUUGUUUCUGCACUAACGAAGUUAACGUCAGCACUCAACUGAAUAUCAUCUCAUGUGAACAUAUUCCAUGUGACACAUAUUGUGAACCAGGUUACGAACGUCGACCAGUGAAAGGUGAAUGUUGUGGAAAAUGUGUGCAGACUAAGUGUGUUAUACAUACAGCACAAAAUUCUAACCUCAUCUUGAGUCCUGGAGAGUUUAAAAAUGAUCCUAACAACAACUGCACCAUUUAUAGCUGUGUAACGAUGCACAAUCAGUUUAUCUCUUCCACAUCUGAGAUUACCUGCCCAGCAUUCAAUGAGGACAGCUGCAAACCUGGAACUAUUACAUUCUUACCUAACGGUUGUUGCAAAACCUGUGCACCUCUGGAUAGUCCUACACCAUGCUCUGUCCGUGAAAGAACAGACUUUAUUGUCUAUAAGGGCUGCCGUUCUGUGGACAGAGUUGUCAUGACUGAAUGUGAAGGAACAUGUGGAACCUUCUCACUGUACUCUGCUGAGGCCAAUUCCAUGGAGCACAGCUGUUCCUGCUGCAGGGAAUCAAGGAGUUCCGAGAAGAUGGUGACACUGAAAUGCCCUGAUGGGAAUUUAAUUCUGCAUAAGUAUAUAUAUGUGGAAAGCUGCAGCUGUCAAGACACUGAAUGCAGCAGCUCACAAUCCAAUGAGUUGCAGAGUACAGAAGAAAAAGACAAGGCCAAGGUUCUGAACCGUAUCAAGAGGGCCAUUAGCUUCACAUCAAAAUGA